This is a messenger RNA of Nicrophorus vespilloides, 2328 nucleotides long. RefSeq lists its product as uncharacterized. Gene Ontology annotation, cellular component: basement membrane. The transcript is spliced from 6 exons. The coding region runs from base 201 to 1343 and encodes 380 amino acids. Gene Ontology annotation, biological process: cell-matrix adhesion. The record is from RefSeq and is a predicted model, not a curated record. Lineage: Eukaryota; Metazoa; Arthropoda; Insecta; Coleoptera; Silphidae.
AAACAAAUGCAUUGGUGACUAAUUGAUGGUUAUUAUUGUUAGUGCCCGGAAAUCUAUUAAUGGACGAUAAGAUUUGUACCAAAAAGCUGUUAUCAUUAAGACGAUUACAAAUUUAUCUGUCGUUAUCAAUUGAUUUCAAAAUUAUACGAACGAUAAGUCGAUGUAGACGAUAGUUUAAUAGUGUCAAAGAUAGGUACAACAUGGGUGCAACCAUGUACAAGUUACUCAUCAUAACGCUUCUGGUUUUUCAAAAAGUUGUUCGUUCUCAAAAUAACGAAUUAGUGUGUGACAAUGUUAAGAAUACGCUGUACACGGAAUUUUCGCAAGCUGAUUGCAUAAAACAGGGAACAUUUUAUUUUCAAAAACAGGGAAAUUGCAAACCAGAAUGUGAAAUAGCUGUGACCGUACCAAUAGUUAGCUGCGAAGGUGUUCGAUGUCCUCCGGGUUACAAAUGUGUAGAUAAAAGAUGCGUCUUAGAUGAAGAUUCCUGUUUCAAGUAUAUAACAAAGGUUAGCACUGCAUUCGACAAAGAUAAUCCGUAUUUGAGCGCAACCUUUAAGCCGAAAUGCACCUGGGAUGGAAAGUGGGAAGCCAAACAAUGCAAAGGUGGAAAGACAAAUGGAAGAUGUUUCUGCUACGAUGAGGUCGGAAAUAGAAUCUUCGGACACGAAUGGUCCCACAAGGCGGAGAAAAUGACCUGCGCGUGCAGCAGGAGAAGAUACGAAAUGGAAAAGAGUAAUGCAAAAAUCGUCGGCAAGGACUUCGUGAGUUUGCAUUGCGAUAGUCUGGGUAAUUUCCAGAAACUUCAAUGCCAUUUGGGUCACUGUUGGUGCGUGAAUCCGCAGAAUGGAGAUAUGGAAUCAUCGGUGGUAACAGAACACCUCAUGAAACACCUUCCCUGUUACACAAAGGCCGACUUCAGUGAUAAGUAUAUGAGGCAAUGCGACAGUCAUUUGUACGGCGUGGAAACUGCUAUAAAAUACCUGAACUUGCAUGGAACCGAAUUCGCAAACUUCGCAAAAAUUAUGUGCGACGCGGAUGGAACUUACGGCAGCGUCAAAGUGGCCGGAGGAUUGAAAUAUUGCACUUGGAAGGAUAACAAGAACAUCGGCAGUUUCAUGGCUUCCCUCGGAGACAAAGAUCUUUACAUGAACAUGAAUUGCAAUUGUGCCAGGGAUUCUCUAAUUUUCAAAGAAGCCGGAUUAGAUUUUAACAUGGCUUGUCUUCAAAAUGGAAAUUACAAACCGGAGCAAACAAUCGACGAAUUCAAAUACUGCGUGGACGACGACGGUUUCCAGAUCGGUGAUAUAAAUCCCUCCAAAGAAUGCAAAGAUAUCAUUUGAGCGAGAGAGAAAACGACUUUCAAUAGAAUUUGCAUUAUUUAUUAAAUAAACCAGUUAUAAGUUAUAAACAACUCGUAAUGCAUUAUUUCCAACACCCAAACAAAAAAUAAAUAAAAUUGUGAACUGUCUUCUGCUUUACACACAAAAUGUCCACGAUUAUUCACCUACAGUAAUUAAGUAUUCAUUGCACCAUCAUGUUCAUUCUCAACACACAAACAUUUGUUUUCCCAAUUUUCUUGGCAAGAUAACAUAAUAAUUAUACAUUUAAUAGAACGUAAAUUACAGUAGAUGAGACUAGAAUUAAGUUAAUAAAUAAAUUCGAGCGCUAUAGAUUUUCAAUAAUUUGUUUUUUUUUUUGGAAUUAUAUAUAAUAAAUAUUAUUAGUUUUACAAACGUAAUCGCAGCUAAUUAACAUCCAUUUGUAUGUUAUCAUAUAAUAAAUUUUGUUUAUUAUUAAUUUGAAAAUAAUGUUAUACCAACUGCUAAAAUUUAACGAUGAAGAUUGCACAGAUACCAACCGCGAUAAAACAAAUUUACUAAACGGGUGUGGUUUUAACGUUUGCAAUCCGAAAAAAAAAAUAUGGGAGAGACGCAUCAAUAAAUUUGAACAUAAAACUUAAUACAUUAAAUUCAAAUAAAAUAAAAAAACUUAUCGGUAAAUCAUUGUCAGUACGUUUUAAUAAAUAUCCUUGACGAUCAUGUAAAUAUAUAAGUUUACAUCUAGAGAUACACACAACCUUGCUAGUGAGACAACAGUUCGAUAUCAUCAACUAAUUAAUAUUGGUCCAUGAUGCGAAACUAAAAUUAAAAUCCUUAAUUACAAAGAAACACAAAAUAUUGCCUAACGUAAUUGCCGACGCGUUUCGUCUUCGUUUUGGCAGCUUCCUUAGUAUAGUUUCAGUUAAUUUCUUGUUUAGAGAUCAAUCGUAUUAAAUAUUCGUAUAUAAUAUAAUAUAUUCAUUUGUUCGCUUACAUUCAUUUUUUU